CUCACCAGUCACCACCACUCCUCGGUCUGACAGAAGCCGUUGCUUGCGUCGGAGACGACCGCACUGACGCGAUGGAGAUGCCGGCGCCGAUCAAGACGGGGUCGUGGAGCCCUGAGGAGGACGCCCUGCUGGUGGCCCUCGUCCGGCAGCAUGGCGCGCGGCGGUGGAGCGUGAUCAGCGCCGGCGUGCCCGGGCGCACGGGCAAGUCGUGCCGGCUGCGGUGGUGCAACCAGCUCAGCCCGGCCGUGCAGCACCGUCCUUUCACGGCGCAGGAGGACGCGCUCAUCAUCGCCGCGCAGGCGCGCUACGGCAACAAGUGGGCCGACAUCGCGCGCCUCCUCCCCGGCCGCACCGACAACUCCGUCAAGAACCACUGGAACUCCAACCUCCGCAGGUGCCAGCGCCGCGCCAAGGCCAUGGCCGCCGCCGCCGCCGCGCGUGCCGCCGCCUCCUCCUCGUCGUCGUCCGGAUCGGCCGCGAGAGCCAAGACGCAACAGCAGGAACAGGUCGUGGUGAUGAACGGGACGCCGCCGGCCGCCGUGCAUGGAGCGGGUAGUGCUGCUGUCGAUGACCCGCUGCCAAUGCCGUCGCUGACGCUGAGCCUGGGCCUGCCCCAGAUGGCCGCGGACAGGGCGUCGGAGGAGGCAAAGGCAAAGGAAAAGGAAAAGACACCACCGCCGGUGGGCGUGGGGGACGAUGAAGUGCGGCUGAUGGCGGCGAUGCGGCAGAUGGUGAGGGAAGAGGUGGAGAGGCAGGCAGGGCAGCUCUUGUACUCGGUCGUCAUGGCCACCACCGCUGCCAGGACCGACGGGACAUCGCCGUCCGAUCGCCCAACCAACGGCCACCACUAAGGUGGGUAGUAAAUCAUAUAUGGAUGGUUUUCAGUGUAAUCUCUGUCAUUUAAGUUUGUGUUGUUUCAAAACAUCCCCCUGUUGAAUCAUGUAUUAUGUUCCAUGUUUGAUAUUGGCAUGUUGCUUGAA
This is a messenger RNA of Triticum aestivum (bread wheat), 980 nucleotides long. RefSeq names its product transcription factor MYB73. Gene Ontology annotation, biological process: regulation of DNA-templated transcription. Bases 72 to 851 code for a protein of 259 amino acids. Gene Ontology annotation, cellular component: nucleus. NCBI's taxonomy places the organism in Eukaryota, Viridiplantae, Streptophyta, Magnoliopsida, Poales, Poaceae. The transcript has a single exon. The record is from RefSeq and is a predicted model, not a curated record. Gene Ontology annotation, molecular function: RNA polymerase II cis-regulatory region sequence-specific DNA binding; DNA-binding transcription factor activity, RNA polymerase II-specific.